CGUUGGCAGUUGGUUUUGGGAGCUGCUCGUGCGAGGACGUCCGGCUCUGCGCCAAUUUCAGCGCCGACGAAGAGUGACGAAAAAGAGCGAAGAACGCGUUUCGGUUUCGGUUUUAGUUGCGAUCUUCGAUUCCCCCCACAAGCAACAAAAGCAACAAAAACGAAAAUAAAAAAAAGGGAAGCAACAACAACAACAACAAGAAGAAACAAAAAAAAAACCCCAACCGACUAGCUGCCAUUCUUACCAGUUUGAAACUACAACUACUGCACCAACAAAAGCAACAAACAAGUGAAAUAUUAUAUUUUAAUUUUCUGUGUGUGCGCGCGUGUAUGUGUGUAUAGUAGUAGUAGUGCUCCUUAAAUAAUUUUUAUUUUUUUUUUUUCGUUUUUUUUUGUGUGCCAAACUAGUUUCGAGUUAAUUGAAUAUUUUUUUUUUUUUUUUGGCCCGAGUUCGAGUUUGAGUUCGAGUCCGCAUCCGCGUACGCUCCUGCGCUGCUGCAGCGGCUAAUUUGCUUGCUGCGGCUGCUGCGGCGGCUGCUGCUGCGAUCGUCACUGGAAAUAAGAAUCAGAAAAGGGAGUCCCUGUGCUAAACCUUCAAUAACAAUUCCCAGUUGCCAACAAGGACGAGAAGGAGUGGAAGCCUCUCGGCUUAAUUACGCAAUUAAAUUAUAUUCGGGUUCAAAGACCCCAACGGAGUAUCGAAGUCGGACUAACAGAGGCCUGUUUAUUUCCUGAUCGUACAACAUGUGCCAUGGAGAGCCUGGGCUUGGGCAGCAGACGCAACAACGGCGGCACUCCUGCCGUCCCGGCUCACUCCUCCCCGCCCGGGCAUGCGGUGCACGGUGGGGGCGUGGGGGCUGGCAAGGUACUGAUCCACAGCAGUGCGGCAACAACCAAGGCGACGGGGCACCAUCAUCACCAUCACCACCAGCACCAGCACCAGCACAUCCAGCACAUCCAGAACCACCCGCAGCAGCUGCCCUCCAACCAGAACUACUACACGCAGCAGCAGACGCAGCUGCAGCGCCUGAAGCAGCAGCAGCAGAAGCUGCAACAGCAACAGCAACAGCAACAACAGCAGCAGCAGCAGCAGCUGGAGGCGGUGCACGGCUACGGGGGCAUGGCUAAGCACUUGUUGCAGUUCCCCCCACCGCCGGACUAUCCCCCGCCGCCAACAGGGGGCGGCAGUGGCAAGGACACUGGAUCGCCAAAGGGGAAGAGGCAGCAGCAAGUGCCGCGAUAUCCCGAUCCAGAUCCGGAUGCCAUCGAAGUGUGCAACGAGCCGGGGCAGGAGGCAUCGCCCCACCACCUCAAGCAGUUGGCGGCGCGCCACAGCAAGAGUCUGGGGCGGCAGACUGGCCAGAACCUGCACCAUCCGAACAUGCAUCACGACUACUCCUACGCCUACUAUGAGCCCGGGGCGGCCAUGAGGCAUUCCAAUGUGCCACGCCCCGAGAAGGGGGCAGCGACUGCCGGAGGAGCUGUUGUCCAGGUGGCCAUGUCGCCGGCCACCUCGGAUCCGCCGCCACCGAACUCCAUUCGCGCCCUGCUCUCCAAGGGCAAGAAGAACAAGCAGCUGGUGAGCCCCGCCACCCUCCAGUCCUACCAGACGCGCUACCACAAGCUGGCCAGCUCCGCCAAGGCCGGCCAGAGCGAGAACUUCUACGAGGAGAUCAACGCGGCGGCCCUCCAGGGCACGGGGGGCAGUCACCUCCGGAGCACCGUGGGCUCCCACUCGGCUGGCUCCUUGAACCAGACCCUCGUGGAGGAGGAGCUGCGGCGGGUUCAGAAUCGCCAUCACAAGAUCCUCGGGGAGUUGAAUCUCAGCGUGGAGGCCAUGCUGAUGCCGGAGAGUCCGCCCAAGCACGACCCGCUGCCGGGGGGCGGGGAGGUGGGGACGCCACCGGACGCCCCCUCGGACCAGAGCAGCCCCCAGAAGCAGAAGCCCCCGAGUGUGAGUGUGAGUGUGACGGCGGCCAGUGGCCAGCCACCGACCAUGCUGGCCGCCCGCCUCACCUCCGCCUCGGCGGACAACAUCUGUGAUAGCAAGCGGAGCGGCAGGGACCGGACCACCUCUGGACCGGCACCGGGACCGGCUGCCGGCGACCUGGACAGCGGCUUCAGCGGCAGCAGCAGCGGCGCCAGCUACAUCGGCAGUCUCCGGCUGAGCAAGACCCAGCACAUCAAGUGCGCCCGCCAGACGCCCACCCUGGCGGUGGCCGCCACCCAGAGCUGUCGGUCCUUCCAGCGGGCGGCCACUGUCUACGAUGAGUCCGGAUCCGGUUCCGGUUCUGGUCAGGGCUCUGGCUCUGGCUCGGGGGGAAGCUUCCUCUCCCGAGCCUCCUGCGGCAGGAGGAUACUGAGCUGUGCCAGGAUCAGGGCAGCCGAGGAUCCAGGACCCAAUCAGCUGGGGGGCAGGAGUGGUGGAGCGGGUAUUGGACCAGGCCCGGUGCAGGAGUCCAAGGCGCGCAGUUUCUGGAGCCGGAAGGGAUGGCGCAAGUUGCCAGGAUUCUCAACUUCCACCUCGAGCAUCAAUGAUACAGGAUUAACGGAUGAACACAAACUGAACUCUGGCUCAUGGGAAGACACCUUGGACGAGCCACACCGCCACCACCAGUCGCACCACCAGCCGCUCCACCAGCACCACCACCACACUCUGCACCACAGCAGCAGCGGCCAGCGCGGUCAGAUCGGUUCCCCGCCAUCCAGUGCCAGCAUCACCACCGCCCAGCUGCAUAGCGCCUUCAGUCGCAGGAUCGCCGAGCAGCGGGAGAAGAGGAACAGGGACAGGGACAGGGAGAGGGACAGAGAUCGGGAUCAGCAGGAUCGCGACUGCCCCACCGGCACCACAAUUGCCGGCGGAAGCUAUAGCGCCAACGGUGGCCAGGCAGCCACUGUUGGUUGCAGCCGGAGUCGGAGCAGCUGCAGCAGUAGCAGCGACAGGGACACCAAGUCCCCUAACAGGGAUCCAGAAAAGGACCACCACCACCAGCUCAUACUCCAGCAGGAGCAGGAACAGGAACUGCUAGAGUCGCAGCAGGCGUUGCCGCUGGAGGAGGAUCAUCUCACCGAGGAGGAGCAGACCAGCAGCAGCGUGAGUUCCCUAAGCGCCGGCAACCAACGCAAUUCCCAAUUGCGUUCCACCUUCAACAAGGCCAAGCAGCAUUUGUCCUUCGACAAAUGGCGCACGGCCGCCAUCGGAAGCACCACAGGUUCCGGCUCCACAACAGGCUCAGGAUCAGGAUCAGGAUCGGGCUCCGGCUCUGCAUCGCAAACUGAGAGUCCCAACUCGAGCAACAUGAUUUUGCGGCGGGCCAGUGCCUGCACCAUGCCAUCAAAUGGCUCUGGAGGAGGAAGCUCCUCCACCCAACGUGAGGAUGUGACCACGCCGGGGGAGUCGCCGGGACGGCUGUCCAGGUGGUUCUCCAUCCGGAGGGGUUCCUCGCACCAGUACGACGUGGGCGGCCGACACUCCACGGCCUCCAGCUUCGACACUCCCGACUCGGGAUCGGGCACCACGGCCGGCGAUAAGGCGGGCAAGUCGGGGACAUCGUCGGGGGCAGGAGGCUCCUCGGCAGGAGCAGGAGGAGGAGCAGCGCAGGACGCCGCCUCGCCCCAGAAGCUGGCCAAUCUGGGGGCCAGCAAGAUGAUGCCCGGCGUGCCAGAGUACGAGGACGACGAAGGCUCUCCGGGAGCGGGAGCGGGAACGGGAGCCACCAAUGCCAAUCGCUUCGACAUGGACCUGAUGAUGACGCCGGGCAGCCGAGCCAACGGCACAGCUCGCACCGCCCACAACCGGCUGGUGGUGCCGAUGCUGCCCCCCGCCCCGGCCGGCCUGUCCCAGCAGCAGCUGAAGAGGCGCCACAUCGUGGCGGCCAUCGUGCACAGCGAGAACUCGUACGUGGCGACCCUGCAGCGUCUAGUCAAUGAUUACAAGAAACCGCUGGAGGAGUGCAGUCCACCGGUGCUGAAUCCAGUGAAGAUCUCCACCCUGUUCCACUGUCUCCCGGACAUCCUGCACUCGCACAAGCUCUUCCGGAUCACUUUGGCGGAGUGCGUCCGGAACUGGGAUAGGGAUGAGAAGAUCGGUGACUGUUUUGUGAGCGCCUUUGGGAAGCCGCAGCUCCUGGAGAUCUACUCGGGAUUCAUUAACAACUUCUCGGCGGCCAUGGAGCUGGCCAAGAUGGAGGAGAAGCGCAAGUCCGCCCUGGCCGACUUCUUCAAGGUGAAGCAGAUCAGCGCCCACGACCGGCUAUCGUUCUUCGGGCUGAUGGUGAAGCCGGUGCAGCGCUUCCCCCAGUUCAUCCUCUUCCUGCAGGACCUGCUCAAGUACACGCCCCAGGGCCACCACGAUCGCAUGUCCCUGCAGCUGGCCCUCUCCCAGCUGGAGCUCCUGGCGGAGCUGCUCAACGAGAGCAAGCGGGAGGCGGAGCAGUACCAGGCCUUCAAGGAGAUGCUCGGCCACAUCUCGGGCACCUUCAACGCCCGCUCCCUGAGCCUCUCCAGCGUCAGCAUGAGCGACUCCUCGGGCGGCCAUCGGCCGCGGUAUCUACUGCGGGAGGACAAUGUCACCCACAUGGAGUUCAACCAGGCGGGCUUCAUAGUGAAGUGCAAGCAGCGCCGGCUGCUGCUCCUCAACGACAAGGUCAUCUGCGUCUCGGUGGCGCCCAAGCAGUCGCACGACUUCGGGGCCACCGAGAAGCUCACCUUCAAGUGGAUGUUUCCGGUCAACGAUGUGGAGAUUGUGGACAACAGCACGUCGGCCACGCUCUCGAGGAUUCUUACAGCUGGACUCAAUCGUGGCGGCAGUUUGAAGUCCAACGGCAGCACCAACACCAACGGCAGUCCCUACGCCAACAGCGGCACUCUGCCCGCCCACGGCCUGGCAGGAUUCGGAGAUCCGCACAGCUCCCCGGCCGCCCAGCUGACGAACGGAGCGGACAACCUGUGCAGCGAGAUGAGCACUCUGAUGUACGACUACGAGGUGAUAUCCCGCAUCCACGACCUGGUCGGGAGCCUCAAGGGCAGCUACAAGGAGCUGAACGCCAACACGACCCGCAACGUCCUCAACCUCAUCCAGGGCUCCAUCCAGCGCAAGGACGAGGAGAUGGCCUGGGUGGACUCGUGCUGCCUGCAGCUGACCGGCCGGCACAAGUCCGGCAAGGAGGAGACCUUCACAUUCCAGACGCAGACGCCGGCGGUGAAGAAGGAGUGGAUCACGGAGCUGCGUCUGGCCCAGCUGGCCCUCGAUCCGAACAACUCGCCGGCGUGGGAGCGUGGCGGCAGCCAUCAGCCGCUCCAGCAUCACUCCAGUCCCGGCGAUCCCCGCCACUCCACCCAGGAGCAGUUGCAGCUCCAGGAGGCCGUGCAGCAGAAGCAGUCGCGCAAGAUGCCGCUCUUCGUCAAGGCGAUGCCCGUCUACAAGUCACAGCAUCAAACCGAGGUGCGCUGUGGAUGUUAUUAUAGCAUCGCCAACGACACGAAGCUGAGCGGCAAUGCCAGGCGCCGGCACAAGCAGCUCAACUACCUGUGGAUGUGCAGCAGCGACGGCACCUCCUCCCACAUCACCGUCCUGGCCCAGCACCCCCAGCAGGCCGGCAACCUGCGCGAGGCCGGCGCCUUCGACAUCUACGAGACGCAGGUGUCGGCACUGGAGUUCGUCAAGGGGUUGGAGGCGCAGACGCGGAGCAAGGACGAGCCGGCUAGCCUGCUGGGCGACCUGGUCUGGCUGGGAACCGACAGCCGCAAGAUCCUGGUCUACUCCGCCCGCAAUCCGGAGCAGGAGGAGCAGCUGGGCAGCUACUCUGUGCCGGGGGCAGUGCAGCGGAUACUCUACCACUUCGACGCCGUCUACGUGGCGCUCUCCGGGGCCAUGGUGCUGAUCUACCGGCGCGGCCACGACGGCAUCUGGCAGCUAAGGGAUCCCCAGAUCGUGCGGCUGGGCGAAACGGAUCUGCCCGUGCCCAGCCUGCUGCCGAUCAACAUGUGCAUCUACGCGUCUUGCGGCAACCGGGUGUACGUCCUGAACGCCCUCAAGGGGGAGAUCCAGCGCAGCUUCGAGGUGCAGCACGGAGCCAGCCAGCAGGUGAACCUGAUGGCCCACUCGGGCAUAGGCCUCUGGAUCUCGCUGAAGAACUCCACCAUGCUGUGUCUCUACCACACGGAGACGUUCAAGCAUCUGCAGGACAUCAACAUCGCCUCCAGUGUCCUGCGGCACGACGGCAAGAAGGAGCAGCCGCUGAACAACAGCUCCGUCUACGUGACGGCCCUGAUGGCCUGCAAGGGCCUGCUCUGGGUGGGCACCAACGUGGGUAUCGCCGUCACCAUACCCCUGCCCCGGCUGGAAGGAGUCCCCAUCAUCAGCGGGGGCAUCAACAUGUCCUGUCACGCCCACUUCGGGCCGAUCACCUUCCUGUUGCCGCUGAUCCCCAAGGUGUAUCCCAGUUACAAGCCGCCGAUGGGCGCAGUGACGGGCGGAGGAGUGGCGCCGCUGGUGCCCAGCAUGGGCGAGGACCUGCAGCUGCCGGCCAUCGACGCGGAUCCCAAGCUGGACCUGGACGACAGCGCCGUGAUUCUGCGCCGGGACCUAGUCAAAGAGGAGCAGGCCACCUCCACGCCCAUUGCCGGCUCGGCGGGGGGACUGCUGGUGCGGGACCUCAUCACCGAGGGAGACGAGUCAGCGGCCUCCGCCGCCUCUUCGCCGCGCAGCUCCAAGCUGGACAAGCAGCACUCCCUGGACCAGAGCUUCACGGCCAAGAUACGCGCCUCGCUGGCCAACUCGCCGGCCUUCCACCGCAAGCGGUUCCGCGAGGACCCCAACCGGAUGUCCAAGACCCUGCCCCGGGGCCUGGGCGCCACAGCGGCUGCCGGAGUAGCCAAUGGCGGCGUGGCGGCGGCGACUGGCGCUGGGGCGGCGGGAGUGGCCGGCAACCACGGGGAGCACGGCUACUGCGAUGUGUACGGACUGUACGGGAAGCUGAUCUUCGUCAAGGAGGACUACGACGCGGAGGAGGGCAACCAGGGCAACCUCAUGGACAUGAUGUACGAAGGCAUGCGCCGCUCCGACCCCGAGCUGGCCGCCAUACCCGGCAAGGUCUGCACCCUGGACCGCCGGCUGCGGAUGAAGGCCUCCCGGCCGAGGUCCCUGGACCUGUCGAAUUGGUCGGUGGACUCGAAGUCCUCUAGCUUGUACACCUCCUCGGGGAGCGAGGAGAGCAUGGGCAUCCGGCUCUUCGGGGGCCGCUCCGUCUCCCGGAACAGCAGCAGCGCCAGCCACAAGACCUCCGGCACGGGCAGCGACCUGGGCAACAUAUCCGAGAACGGGCUGAUGACCACCGCGGACAUCCACCACCACCAGCAGCAGCAGCAGCAACAGCAGCUGAUCGGCGGUGCCGGCAAGGCGGACGAGGCGGGCAGACUUGGAGCCGGAACUCCCGGAGGACUGGACAAGCCCGCUGCCGCCGCAGUGGCCACCCUGAAGCGGAAGCAGAAGCAGAACUCCAAGCAGCAGCAGCAGGCCAGUGCCGAUGGGCCGCGGACAGUGAUCACCCUGAUGGGCGGACGCGGGUACUGGCGGCAGAUGUGGUACAACACCACCACCGGAGGAUCCCCCAGCCACAAGAACAGCUCGUUCGGCGGCGCCCCCGGCGGCGACUCGCAGUCGGAUGCCCCGCUGGCGGCCAACUCCAAUGACGCCCACAUCGUCGUCUGGGAGAAGAAGUUAUAAUCGCAGGAGCUGGUGUGCUGCUGCACCCUUCAGCAGCACCCCCACCAGCACCAUCCCCCCCUCACGGAGCUGUGGCGCCACCAGGCCCAGCAUCAGGCCCAACAGCAGCAGCAGCAGCAGCGUCGUGGGCGGGGGCGUGUUCGCUUCCGGGGAUCGUUUAUUCAGCGGGAUCGCAGUGCUGGCUCCGGAUCGGGAUCACUCUCUGGAACAGGCACUGGAACUGGAGCGGGAAGUGGUUGCGGAUCCGGGUCUGGGUCGGGGGGCAUGCUGAGCGCCAGCUUGAAGCGACUCACCAAGCUGAAGCGCGGCGGCAGCCUCAAGGAGUUCUAAGGGAGCUGCGGACUAGGUUAAGCGGAUAACGGAUUACGGAUUACGGAUAACGGAUUACGGAUUAGGCACAAACAACAAAUCUGGCGGCCACAUAAAUUUAAACGGUUCUUUCCGAAUAUAUAUAUAUUUAAUGUCCAGCCUGCCGAGGAAUUCCGGGUCUGGAAGUGUCUCCUAUGACGCGUCGAUUUCUGAAAACAAUCUUUUCAAAGUGAAUAUCAAACUGUAUGUCGCUCUUUUGAAAUUUCGAAAUAUUUCUUAAGAAUUUUCAAUAUUUUUUGUGGAACUAUCCGAGAUAAGUUCAUUCGAUAUCAGACUCGGAAAUCGGAAGACUUGGCCAGCAGGGUUGUGUAUAUAUCUGGGAGAAACAUUACUUUUUUUUGUUUUUUUUUUGAAAAAGAAUCCCUACUUUUAGUCAACGAUUUAUUCUCAAAACUCGAAAGUUUCUCUCGUUUUCUCGAUUUUCGCCUCAGAAAGUGAAACUUAGCCAUAGGGAAGUGUUUUUUUUUUAUGUAGUUCAUAACUGAAUAUCCAAAUAUACAAUGUUUUUUUUUUGUGAUAGAUUUUUAAGGAAGUACGUUACGUAGGACCUAAGUAGGAUUAAGGACUAGAACCCACACACACACCCACUCACACACACAGGAGAGCGGCAAAGCCAACAAGCUAGGGGGAGAAGUGUUGUCUGUACAAUAAGAUUUAAGAACUAACCUUGUUAGUCUCCCGAAGAGAGUCUCCCGAAGAAGGACGUGUAGAAUUGGUGUUAGGACUAACGCACUGUCUGAUCUUGGACUCAAUUUUUUUUUUUGUGGGAAAGGGCACUUUCCUUAUGUAUUAUAAAAAGAAAAUAUAGAAUUAAAUGUUCUACCAUAUUAUAGCACUUUUGUGGCAGCAUAUAGCGAUCGGGUGUUGCGGCCACUGUUUGUAGUACGUACUCUAGUGUCUACUCUAAUCUAUUUGUAAACAUUUACAACCAAGAAGCCAACAAACAAAAAUUAAGGGGGGAAAAUAAUUGUGUGUGCUUUUUUUUCGAGUGUGGCUGACAAGUCUAUACAUACGAGGAGAGUACGGGAAUAAUAAUGCGAACAAGGAAUAUCUUAUACUAUAUACAAGAAUAUACUUAUAUACGAUUUACAUAUAUACAUACUAUAUAUUAAAUAAUUAAAUAUACAUGGCGCGUGUCUACGACAAAACAAAAUAUUUAGCUAAAAAAACAAACAAACAAAAAACAAACAAAAACCAAUGUUUCAUCGAAGAUAUUUUUUGCGAACGAUAUCUUUUGGAUAUAUACAUAUAGAAGUCGAGCAUAAUGCAAUUAUGUAACUUUUUAUAUCAAUGUGCAUAUUUACACACUCCGACACAACAACAGAACAGAACAGAACAGAUCACAGACACAUGAGCGUUACAGCACCCAUCAACAUACAUACAUACAUACAAUACAUAUAUAUAAAAGAAUAUAUAAAUAUAUUAUAUAUUUACGUAUAUAUCUACACGCAUAUUUACGGAUUCCGAAGGGAACCUUUUUGGUGUACUAUCUAUCGAGGACUGCAUUAGCGGUUGCUCUCUCAAUGUAAUACAAUAAACGAAACAAAACAUGAGCAUUGUAUGUAUUCGAGAACAAAGAAAAUGUAUUAAAAAUAUAAAAAAAAAUAUAAAUA
Molecule: messenger RNA, 9707 nt
Organism: Drosophila ananassae
Lineage: Eukaryota; Metazoa; Arthropoda; Insecta; Diptera; Drosophilidae
Exons: 8
Coding region: 751-7725 (2324 amino acids)
Biological process (GO): positive regulation of stress fiber assembly; actin cytoskeleton organization
Molecular function (GO): guanyl-nucleotide exchange factor activity
Source: RefSeq, a predicted model, not a curated record